Molecule: messenger RNA, 2937 nt
Organism: Prorocentrum cordatum
Lineage: Eukaryota; Dinophyceae; Prorocentrales; Prorocentraceae
Source: the annotation of a GenBank genome assembly
GAUCAGUGGCUUCUCAACGGCAUCGCCUCCCUCGACGAGCUGGGCGGGCAGGGGCGCCAUGUGCCCGCCUCCGCCCCGCUGACUGCGGCCCGGCGUGCUGCAGUGAGGCGGCUGGCCACGACCUACGGCAAGUGGUCGCCGCCCGUUGAUCGCCCAAGUCCCCAUGAAGCGUGGACGACGCUACAGGGUCUCAGGCCUGGCUACUCUGAAGUCGAGGCCUCCGGUUCUCGAACAGUCUACCAGCGGGGAAAUAUCUCUCUCCCCAAGAUCGGUGCGGGUAAGGUGGCUCUUACGGAGGUCCUCCCGACUGACCUGCAGACCAAGCUGGAGACUGGGCGCGGGCUGUUGCGAUCCCCAGAGGAGGCAGCAGCGCUAAUUCGUGAUGCAGGUGCUCCUCGUGCCAUGGGCCCGAAGCUUGGGCGGCUCGGCUACGACUACGGCCACGCGCUGGGGGAGCUCUACACCUCCGGGGUGAUCGAGGCCAGCUCGGAGCCGGACAAGCGGUUGCGUCUCAUCUGCGACACCAGGACCCCUAACAUGCACUUUACCACUCCAGAGCACACGGCACUCGCGACGGGUGAGGCUUUGUCCUCGCUGGAGGCGUCGGGAGUCAAUAUGAUCGGCAUGAGUUCUGGAGACGUCGACUGCUGUUUCUAUCAAUAUGCACUGCCGCCCUGGUGUAGGCGCUACUUCAACCUCCCGCUGAUCGAGAGUCGCUUCCUGCCGCCAGAGGUUCGGCGCGCCUGCGUACUGACGUUGAAGAGCGGCCAGGUUCGCUUCCGAUUCAAGGUGGUGCCCAUGGGCUGGAGCUGGGCGGUGCACUUUAUUCAAGAAGCACACCUUCACCUCGUCAAGUCAGUCUUGCCAUCUCAGCCAGGGUGCCUGGACAAGUGCCCCGGCAUUGACUUGAACCUUGAGGAUGCCAAGGUCCUGUACAUAGACAACUUUGCUGUGCUGUCCCAGUCGCCCUCCCGUGCCGCCACCGCCGUCGCCGACAUGCAGGCGGCGCUCGCGGCCAAGGGCGUGGUCUCAGAGCUAGACCCUGCUCCAGCCGAGCGCGGCGAGCUGCUGGGAUGCGAGCUCGACCUGCAGACGGGCUGCUGGCACGUGCUGGGUCGCCGGCACUGGCGGGUCUACGGCGCCCUCGAGCAUGUUCUCGCGGGGCGGGCCAAGGUCUCUGGCCAAGAGCUCGAGCGUCUGAUCGGCCGCCUGGUCUCCAUCCUGAUGCUGCGCCGGGAGGGGCUGGCCAUGCUGCGCUCUUCAUGCGAGUUCGCGCAGGCGUCCUACUCCAAGAAGCAGCCGCUCUGGAAAAGCGUGGUGGUCACUUGCUUCGACGCGUCUCCUUGGGGCUACGGCAUCGUGGAGACCGAGUGGGACCUGAAGGAUGCGCAGCGCGUCGGCAGGGUCUCCGAGCGCGCCCGGUUCCGAGGCGCGCUCGCUGCCGAGGGCGCCCCCCGCGAGAGGACGCUGGAGCAGGAAAUAGCGCGGGCGCCAGAGCCCGCCCUCUUGCUGGCCGGGCGCUCGGCAGGCUUCCCGGAGGUCGACUACGGCCAGCAGAUGCAUGCCCGGCCCUGGCGCGUAGUAGGCUGCGGCCGCUGGAAGCGCAAGGAGGCCAUCCACGGGCUCGAGGGGGCUGCUCUGACAUGGGCCGUUCGCCAGGUGGCGACGCGCCAGGCGGUGCCGCCCACGCCGAUGGCCUCGGCGAGCUGCCGCUCCGGCCCUCGCGCGCCGAGCGAGCGCAGGAGCCACUCGCCUCGCCAUCCGGGCAACCGCUGCCAGGGCAAGCAGGGGCAGGCCGUGGUGCCGGUGCUGGGCGAGCCCGAGAGCAGGCCAGACUUGGCUGGGCGGCGCGCGAAGCUUGGCCUCAGUCGCUCGGAGAGCGACUUCAACCAGAAGAGGGGCCAGUUGCGCCCGCGCCAGACCCGACUUGCUUCCGCCAAGGGCAGGCCUCGCACGCAGGGGCCCUACCUCGGGAUGAUCCUCGGCUUGGCACACUGGCUGAAUAUGGCCUUCCCCCCGGACUGGGCGCACCUCACGUGGGGCGAGGCGCUGGGAGAGUACGCCGAGUCGAUCUACGACCGCGGGGUCUCCAAGGCGUCAGCUCAGCGGCUGACCCCGGCGCUGCGCUGGGCGGCGCCCGCCCUCCGCCGGGCUGGGAUCCGCGAGGUCUUUCCCCUGGCGCACCAGACGCUGAAGGGCUGGGACGUCCUGGGCCCGUCCAAAUCCAGACCGCCCGCCCCGUUCUUGGUGGUGCUGGCGGUGGCCUGCGGGCGGUGCCGGGCGGGGAACCCACUCAGUGGCUUGGCCGCUCUCACCAGGUUCGAGACCUACAUGCGCCCUUCAAGAGUGCUGGCUUUGCGAGCAGGGCAGGUAGUCCUGCCGCUGCCAAGGGAAGGAUGUACGUCGAUCUUCUUGACGGUCGUAAUGUGGGCCUCAGUGUACGAGAUACCAACCAAGACCCGCGAGCACGACCUUUCAGUUCGGCUCGACCUGCCCAGGCAACAGUGGAUGGUGCACCCGAUCUUCCUUGUGCGAGCCCUUCGGGAACCGGCCCACGCCUUCCUGGUCUUGGGCUACAACCAACUGGCGGAGGACUUCCAGAACGCGACCUCUGCCCCGAGCGUGAGCUUACUCAAGGCCACCCUUUGCCCCCUCCAGCGUGGAGGGGCCAGCCGCGACCAGAGCACGGGCGACAGAGGCUCAGGCGCCGUGCAUCAGCGAGGAGGGUGGAAGGCGCGCAAGUCCGUGCUGCGCUACGAGAAGCACGGACGCCUGCUGCUGGAACUACGCAAGCUCAGCUACCUGCAGCGCGAAGCCCUCCGAGCAGCAGGCAGGGACUUCGUGGGCGUCUUCAACGGGUCCUUGGGGCUGCAUUUCGGAGCGCCCCCUAUCAAAAAAGUGCGUGCGUCGAAGUCUUCUCAGGAUGUGGAGCUCUGA